Molecule: messenger RNA, 4488 nt
Organism: Phytomonas sp. EM1
Lineage: Eukaryota; Euglenozoa; Kinetoplastea; Trypanosomatida; Trypanosomatidae
Source: the annotation of a GenBank genome assembly
AUGAUCCUUGGCUCUUCUUCGGCAAACUUUGCACUCGAUUCGGAGAGACACAUCUAUACGCUAUGUGGCAACAGUCUUGUGAUAACUUCAGUGGAUGGAACUUCAUCCGAGUGGCAACCUGAUCAAGGACUAUAUGAGAUCACAAGCAUAGCUAUUGCGCCAAAUUCCGGUGUCAUCUGCCUAUCCAAGAAGUCUAUUUCUGUUACUCUUCUUUUUUUCAGGGUAUCGAAGCUUCGAAAAAUUGGUGAGAUCCCCUCCAUUGCUGAGGUCGAGGUGCAGCAACUUGUCUAUUCACAAGACGAAACAGUCUUGCUUGUGCUCUGCAAUUAUCCGUCUAGCGCAGUCAAGAUAUUGAAUUCUUCCGGUACGAACGGUAUGUUUUCUAUUUCGAAAACGAUUAAUUUGCCGGACACAUUUUUUAGUGGAUUGCUAUUCGUCAAGUUGCGUAAUGCGGGUUGUGAUGUGAUUGUCUGGGGCGAACACAGUAUUCUCGCCUAUACACUUAAAGAAAGUGAAACGGACUAUACUCAAUGUGCUUCACAUGAGUGCAUUGAUGACACGAUUACAUGUGGAUGUGUUGUUCCGGAAGGUGAACUCUUUGGGUUUGCAUCCGGGAAGGUCUGUUUCUUUAAUCAAAUCGGGGAAACACUGUCUGCUGUGGUCUUCUGCCGUUCCUCAGUGUCAUACUUGGCUGUUGACAACUCUUCAAAUAGCAUUUUCUUGUGCCAAGUCGACGGGCUUCUCCUUCGACUUUCUGGCUCUGCGCCUAAUUAUCAGAUAAGCCCUUGUUGCCAAUUACCUUCCAUUGGCCAACACAUGUCAAUCUUUUUACUAGCGCAGAGCACUAGCUCCGUUUCUGAGCUUGUUGUCUCGACCGGCCUUGGGGUUUACAGAUGCAUUGAAGAGGAAAAUAACUGGAUUAUAUUUCCAAUACGAGAGAAGUGGUGGAAGACCAUCAAAAAGUGUCAUGCAUUAAAAGAUGGCGAGGGUAUCGUUUGCGUUUCUGGGGACGGCACGAUUUCCACAUUUUUUAUCGACAGAAAUGAGGUAUGCGAGUGGAAUGAGCCCGCACAGAAAGAUGGAAAAGGUGAAAUUGUCGACUCCUGUAUUUCUCUGACGGGGAAGCUUGUGCUUGUUUCACGGGAAGGCAUUUUUUACAAGGAUCCAUUGAAUGGGAAUAAUUUGGACCAUGCGCCCAUAUUAUCCACCGAGGAAGCCUACCUGCGGUGCGCUGUGAAUGAUUCCGGCACGUUAGUCUAUUUUACUCCAGAAAUUGUAUAUUUUUUCGACUGCACAGAAACAAGUCUAUGCCCCUGCGGUUCUCUCAAUCUAAAUUCUUUUAACUUUCCACUUGCGGCUAAGUUUAUCUGUGGACUUCCAGGAGAGAACGCUUUUCUAGUUGCGUGUUCUAAUGGAGAGAUUUUUCUGAUCAGCGUCUCCCCUUCCCCCACUUUGUCUGUGGACGCAGAGGAUCCCUUCGAGGGACGACUGAAGGGGUCUUGGAGGCUUGACUUUCCUGUGGAAGCUAUGCAUCCCUGCCAUGUGUCAGAUGAAGCGAUCAACAUUCUGGUGCAUUCUAUCGAUAAGGACACCAAGGUAUACGCAUUGUAUCGGCGCAACGAGGAGAAGGACACUGUCAAGGUGCUCCGACCAAUUUACCUAAUGCGGGACCAUUCAUCUGGAGGCCGGUGCCUAUGCCCUGUCGGAUCCACUGUAGUUUGCUCUGGCGGAAAGGAUGGGUGCCUUGUGUGGCGUGACAUCGGGGCAUAUCAAAAACGACUGCCCGCGAUGCCUCCUUCAAAAGAAAAGCGCAAGCCUCUGAGAGAAUUAACGGUAUGGCACUUUGUAGGGGGCGGCGUCAUCUCCAUUUGCGUCGUGGGCGACAUGAUAGCAUGUGUCGGAAGCCAGGCGAGCUUCCUUAAAAUAAUACCGGGAGCGAUGCCAAUCACGUUUUCGGUGACUAACACAUGGAAGGAGCCUCAAUGGAUUUCUCGGAGAACGGGUUGGGAUGAAUACGGAGUUUGCUCACCGGACGCCUCGAUGGUAACACAAAAAGAUGUGGAAAUGAAAUCCCAAACCGAGGAAGAGGGGAUAAAGAAAACCAUCCAAGACGAGUUGAACGAAAUUCAGCAGGAAUGGUGUGAUGUUGUACAGCCAGAAUGGUUUGACAGGGUAUCUGCUGAGAGUCUUCUUCCUCCAUCCCUGCGGGAGCAAUUUGAAGCUGCGUGCGUCGAUGCUGUGUAUAAGUCAAGAGAGACAGAGUAUUAUCAACUUCUAGAGAAUGAGUAUACACAGGAUGUCAUUAGAGCACGGUGCUGUGAACCCAUGGAGGUGGUUCGAUCAAAAAUUGUUAGCAUUUACGGAGGUCUUGAGGUUCACAACUUUCACAUCGCAAAGAUUGUUCGCCCCCACAAAAAGUUAGCGGAGAAGUGUGUGUUUCUGCGCAGUCUUCAACGAAAGGCUUCGCAAGCAUCACGAACCGUGAAUAUUUGUGAAAAUGCCUCCCUGAAAGCACAGUUGGAUCGAAAUGUGCUUUUGAUUUCUCAAAAGGGGUUUGUUUCUGCGUUAUACUCACCCUUUGAGGCUUUCACGGAGGGGAGGGCUGUGUUACAGACCAUUCUAUUAAAAGGUGUGAUGCUGAGUCUCAAAGAUAGUUUCAACCAGCGCUAUGACGAGAUCCGACAAGUAAAGAAAAGCAUUCUCUCCGCUAUCGAAGAUAAAACGCGUCAAUGCUUACAAAUUGUAAAGCAGCUUGGGGAGGAGCCCUGUCAUGAUGAGCUUUUUUCACCGUAUAUAGAUUAUGAAGAGGAUCCGGGCACGGUUUUCACCGUUCGCGACGAGGAGCUCGACGAAAAGGUUCGCCGUCUGUUACCCCCAAAGCAGGAGUCGUGUAUUGUUUCGCCGUCGAACGAGGCCGCUUUGAAGCUAUGGAUGGACGGUCUUGAGAAGGAUGUGGAGCAUUUGCAGGUAAACGUACCGCUUCCAAGCUUUGCCGAUGAGUCCUGCAAUGCCUUUGUUCCAAAGGACGAACGUACGGAGGAGCAGUUGCAGCUGAUGGAGCAGUACGAAACGCAGCUCCGAGAGGAGACCGAGGCGGUUAACGCACGCAAAGAUGAGCUACGAAACGAAUUCAAGCGCCUGCAAACCGAAUGCCGUACGUUGGCGACAGACUUUGACAUGAAGUUAAGCGAGCUCCGCUCGCUUCGUGCUGCGACGGCAAAGACACUCCAUGAAAUAGAACUAGAACUUGUGCUGUUACUUCAGCAUCGAUUGAAGUUCUUCGACACUUUGAAGAAGUUCGACGCAUUACAGGAGAAAAUUACCUCGCUUUUUCAACAGAUGGAAAAACUAACUCUCUCAAUUGAAGCGAAACAAAGGGUUGUUGCAUCUAUGCGUUCAUCCAUCUAUGAUAUGGAGGAAAGGCAGAAAACAUUCCUUUCUGAUGUGCGUAAUUGUGAGCCUUUUGUAGAUGAACUCCAUGGUGAAAGACUUUAUCGCCGAUUCGUGCGCUGGAAGCGCCUCUUUGACGCGGGAAAGAGUGAUUUGCCUCUUGACAAUCGGCCUCCAGAUGGCAUUCCGCUUGAGUUGUGGACUGCAUUUUGUGACUGCUCAAGGGAGGUCUUGCAGCUCCGUGUACAGAUACAAGAAAGUCAGGUUCCAUACCAACAAGAAGUGGAAUCGUUGAACGCCUUGCAAAAAGAACUAGAAACCCUCGAUAGCUCUUCACAUGCCCUCGAAGCUGAGAGAGAUCAUCUACCCUUGGAUCUUUUAGAUAUCUUUUUAAAUACUAGAUGCCUUUAUCACCUCCACCAAGGCCAGAUUCAGGACGAGAAGGCGGCGCUGACAUCGGACUUCAACACCUCACAUCUCCGCUGGGUCUCUGAUGUGGAUCAGUACAACCAGGCUAUAUUCGCCAGUGCUGAGAAGAGCGAUCAGCUCUUGAGCAAGAUUGUGAAAAAGAAGCAGCUUAAUAAGCAGCGAAGGUUUGAAGCAACAAGACUUGACUACUGCACUGGGACAUUUAAGCUGGAGCUUCAGCAACUUCACACCCUGCGUGUGACGCGCUUGAUGCAGGAAUGGCUAUGCGGCGAUGCGGAUGUCUCAGAGGAAAAAGCGAUAGCCAAAAUCAGCGAACAUAUCCAAUUAGUGAACCUCAGCAUGGCACGGAAGAUGGACCAACUAAAUUUAACCGCCAAGCUACUCAAACGGCAAAUUGCUGAACGCGUCACAGAAAACAGCUUUGUCGAUACUGAAAGAGAAAAAAUACGUUGCACAGUUCAGGACGCUAACACAGUGAAGAUCAUGACCGAUGCCCAUAGAAACGUCUCUAGCCAAAUUGCCACCAGAGCGAAAGAGAUUUUUCAAACAAGCGAAAUGGAGGAAGUGGCUCGUUCGCAGCAGGAGGAGCUUGUACGACUUAAAAAUGAGGUUGAUCGGCUUCGUGCGAAAACGUUUCCUUCCUUCGCAACAGUCUGCAAACGAAUAUAA